AUGGCGCCUGCAAUCGCCAUCGGUAACUCAACAAAUUUCAAAUCCUUUUCGGCCAAAAGUCAGUUGACGAUGCCACGAACCCUCCUCCUUGCACCUCCAUCGUUAUCUUCGCACGAAGAAAGGCUGGAAAAUAUCGUCGAGGCGCAUGAUCGAGCUGCGACAGAUAUACAAAUGCUAGAUCGACUUUCGCUUGGUCUUGUAUCGCUUCCAGAGGCAACCUACGACGUCAUACUUCUUCUUACUGAUGCUGAUGGGUCAAGAAGAGAAGGUCAAAGUCUUUUAAAUCGCGAUACAUUUGCUCUGCUUGUUAGAGCCCUUAAAACAUCGGGCAAAUUGAGGAGUCAGGACGGUCAGUUUGGCGUAAGUGAGGGUCAAGAGCGAACGGAAGCGAUAUUAGCAGGCCUCAGGUAUGAGGUCGGUGAAGGUUUUAUUAAACCUGAUUACGGAGCACAAGCGCCUGUCCCUCUUACAUUCGCAAAGAACAAGGCUGUUGCACAAGCUGCAGGAGGGUUCAAUAGGGACAAUACGCAGUCAAUAUCGCUGGCCCUUACCGGAAAGCGUAAGAGCCAGGAUAUCAGCGGCGCCACACCAGCUGGGGUAGGCUUCGUGGACUUCUCCGAUGACCUGGGCAAGCCUGAGUUGGACGAUUCGGAGGACGAACUUAUCGAUGAGGAUACUUUGCUGACCGACGAGGAUCUCAUUAGACCUGUUAAGAUUCCUGCCGAAUGCAAGCCUAAAGCAGGAAAGAGACGCAGAGCUUGUAAAGAUUGCACGUGUGGUCUUGCGCAGAAACUUGAAGCGGAGGACAAAGCCAAAAGAGCAAACGCUGACUUCGCAUUGAAUACAUUGAAACUAGGUGCCGAUGAUCUUGCAGAGGUAGAUUUCACAGUCAAGGGUAAGGUUGGAAGUUGCGGAAAUUGCAGCUUAGGAGACGCCUUCAGGUGCGAUGGCUGUCCCUACAUUGGACUCCCAGCAUUCAAGCCUGGAGAAGAAGUCAGACUGCUGAAUGAUGAGAUCCAGCUUUAA
Molecule: messenger RNA, 1026 nt
Organism: Endocarpon pusillum Z07020
Lineage: Eukaryota; Fungi; Ascomycota; Eurotiomycetes; Verrucariales; Verrucariaceae
Product: Fe-S cluster assembly protein dre2
Exons: 2
Coding region: 1-1026 (341 amino acids)
Biological process (GO): iron-sulfur cluster assembly
Cellular component (GO): cytoplasm
Molecular function (GO): iron-sulfur cluster binding
Source: RefSeq, a predicted model, not a curated record